CCCAUGGGACCGGAAAAACAGAAUGCACCAGGAUUCAAAUACCUUCUUCGUUACAAACACCAAGAUGCUACAGAGUGGACACCCGUGAUCGAAAUUCCCGACUGGACAGUUAGCCAGUAUACUGUUGAACCUACUGAAACAUUCCAAGCGUACGAUAUUACUAUUCAGACGGCGAAUGAGGAAGGAAGUGGUCCUGCACCAAUUGCAACUGUUGGCUUUUCUGGCGAAGAUGUUCCUAACGCAGAACCUACGAAUGUCAGUGUGGCAGUCAAAGGUCCCACGGAAAUUAACGUGAUGUGGAAUUCAGUACCAUCUGAAAAUUUAAGAGGAAAUCUGCGUGGCUACAAGGUACGAUAUUCCAGUGAAUCCUUGACGGUUCAAAGACAGAAACGAGAAGUAGAGACAAUAGUGAAAGUCUAUGAUCAGUCUCCUGCUAUUAUGGAUGAUGUAACUCCAUAUUCCCGUUAUACCAUUGAUGUUGCAGCUUUCAAUAAUGCAGGAGAUGGCCCUUAUAGUGCUCCAGUAAAUGCGGAAACCCCUGAAGGAGUACCUGGUCCUGUCGCUAACUAUGUACUCACACCUCUAUCUGCUGGUUUCUACCUGAAGUGGGAUUUUCCAGAUCAGCCAAAUGGUAUUGUUGUCGGAUAUUUAAUCAAGUAUCAGAAAAUGUCUGGUACUGAGGUUGGUUCUGAGAUAAUAGUGGAUGUUCCUGAUGGUCUGAUUGAUAGAAAAAAGAUUGGAGGUUUGAAAGAAGAGGUUAAAUAUCGUGUGUCAAUUGCAGCAUAUACUGUUAUUGGUGAGGGAGAAUCUAUCGUAAAAGAAGAAUUUACCAGAGAAAAUGGACCUCCAAGCGUUCCAGAGGCUCCUCUGUUUCCACUUGUAGGCGUAAACUCAAUUAAUGUAACCUGGGUACCGGAUGAGGAAGGUCCGUCUGUUGACGAGUAUGAAGUAUAUUACAGAAAGUCGGGAUCAGAAGAAUGGAUACUGGCUGGUAAAGUGGAUCCUAUGGAUAAAAAUUAUCUGGUUAUUGAAGAUUUAGACAGCGGUACAACUUACGACGUUAGAGUUAGAGCAGUCAACAGUAUGGGUGAUGCUGAUGGCCCAGUCAGUGUGGUUACCACAGCUGGUGCAGGUGCCCUUGCGACUGAAUCUUCCUUCGUGACAGAAGGCUGGUUUAUUGGAUUGAUGUGUGUUAUCGUCUUCCUGCUUAUUAUACUUCUUAUUAUCUGCAUCAUCAAAAGGAACAAGGGAGGAAAAUAUCACGUUUCGGAGAAAGAAGAUCAGUUGCACGGUGAUAUUGAAAGCAUGCCACAUAAAGACGACGAUGGUGGCUUUGGAGAGUACAAGGGAAAGGAUUCACCUGAUGCUCCCGAUGGUAAGAAGCCCGAUGGCAGCCAAGGCGGUAGCACUAAAGGGGGCAGUGAAACUGAUAGUAUGGCUGAGUACGGAGACCAAGAUACUGGACAGUUUAAUGAGGAUGGUUCCUUUAUUGGGCAAUAUGGGGAUGAAAAAAAGAGGAAACAACAAGAAGCUGAAGCUGAUAAUGCCUCCCCUGCUGCCUUCUCAACAUUUGUCUAAUUAAUUAUCGUCACCUCAUUGAAGAAUACAUGCCACGAUGGUGUCGAGAACAGUUUUGUUAAAAAAAAGCCUAGGGAAGAAUGCUUAUGGAAGAAAUGAUAUUGCAGCCUACUGUGCGUUUUUGUUUGGUGUAUGGGCAUGUAUGGACAAUUUUAUCAAUAUUAUACUACAAGAAAAUGUUGACUUUUUAAAUGUGAUUAUGUACAUGCGAUCAAUUGUAAUUUUUCAGUGCAUGUGUCAUAAAGCCACUACCGGUAGUAUUGAUUGUGAACUAUUUCAUAGUUGUGAUAAAGAAGUUAAGUGUCCUUUUCGAAUCACUUCAAAUUACUGACUUCAUUCAUUUUUGGGACAUGUUGGAUGCUUCUUUGAAUAAAAAUGAGAAACAUUUUUUUUUUAAUUCAUUCAAAUAUUCUUCAAAUUGCCAAUACUAAUUUUUUUUUUUAAAUCCAAUUAUGGGUUUGAAUAUUCAAUCAUUUUAAUGGCUUCCUUGGUUCAGCACUGCAGCAUAAAACGAAAACGAUUAGUUAGUGAUGAAUUACUGAGUCUUGGUUGGUCAGUGCCCUGUGCGUGUAGAAACAUUGUACAUUUAUUUUUGCAUUUUUAUGGGACCACGCGCACCGAAUGGCCCAACCAAGUGAAAGAGAUUUAUUUAUUAUUUCAUAGCUAUUGGUCCUUCUUUUUUUUUUUAAAUCGUUGAAAUGCUGCAGUCAGACUGAAAUAUUAGUUUUGUUUUAGAUUCAGCUGAGAUUUGUACUAUUUUUUAACUGCUGUAUUGCUAAACAUUAGGUAGUUAUAGCGAGAUUUUGUUGAAAAAAGAUUUGUAAAUGUUAGACACAUUUCAUGAUGGUAUUUUUAUUGCCCCGUUUGUGUGAAACACAAAAUUGAUUGGCAGAGUUACCAUGAAUUUUUAAAAUUUUAAGAUUUUUAGACAGAGAAUAUUAUUGUUUAUUAUUAUUUUUUUGGUUCACUUUGGUGUAUAAAAUAAUAGUUCAACACUUUACUCGUUAUGGGUACCAAUGGUACCCUUCAAAUUUACCAAAAGGACUUGUAGUGAGUACUUUCAGUUUACUAGAUUCUAGUUGUAGAAGUAAUUUCUAGCAGACAAGUUUUUAGAGAUAAAUGUGUCCUGGUCAAUUAUGGUCCUAUCCCAGCGUUACCAAUACACCCUUACAACUAUUGUUUUCUAUGUGUAAGUUUGUCUCAUUCAAUGGAAUUUAGAGGGGUGACGGCUCUUAAAAGCUGGGAUUGAUAGAUUUAUUUUGAUCCUACAUUAUCACAUGCCUUGUAUAUUAUUCAUUCAUUUAUGCAUGUAUACAUACUUGGAAACUACGACAUGUCUGUAUUGGUCGUGUUCUUGUUUGUUGUUGUGAAAUAUACAACUUUGAAUUCUUUCCUUACUGUGAAAACAAAAUAUAUAGAUAUACAACACCAUAGUGUUUGUAGCCUUGUAAUACGCGUCACCACUUUCAUGUACGUGUACAAGAUUUUUUUAUAUUUUAUUAAUUGUAAGAUGUAUAAUUGAUGUAUCUACUGUUGGUCUAUUUCUGCUCUGCAAAACACAAAACUCAAGCACUGAUUAUAAUGGUGAAAUCGCGGUGAAUGUUUUUCCACCUAUGAAAUGUGGGAAGUACAACGCAAACAUGCCAUGAUCAAACGUUCACCAGGGUAUCACUCGUAUGAUACAGAUAGGACAUUAGCCUUAGCCAGCUUGGAGCAGUUUCAUCAUCUGAAAUAUAUUGAUUAACUGCCUGUC
Saccoglossus kowalevskii is the source of this 3331-nucleotide messenger RNA. RefSeq names its product neuronal cell adhesion molecule. Gene Ontology annotation, cellular component: axon; plasma membrane. Lineage: Eukaryota; Metazoa; Hemichordata; Enteropneusta; Harrimaniidae. The record is from RefSeq and is a predicted model, not a curated record. Gene Ontology annotation, biological process: cell-cell adhesion; axon guidance; brain development. Gene Ontology annotation, molecular function: cell-cell adhesion mediator activity.